Molecule: messenger RNA, 2786 nt
Organism: Trifolium pratense (red clover)
Lineage: Eukaryota; Viridiplantae; Streptophyta; Magnoliopsida; Fabales; Fabaceae
Product: heat shock 70 kDa protein 18-like
Exons: 6
Coding region: 1-2772 (923 amino acids)
Biological process (GO): cellular response to unfolded protein; protein refolding
Cellular component (GO): cytoplasm
Molecular function (GO): ATP-dependent protein folding chaperone; ATP hydrolysis activity; ATP binding
Source: RefSeq, a predicted model, not a curated record
AUGGCAAAAAAAUAUGAGGGAUGUGCUGUGGGAAUUGAUCUUGGAACAACUUAUUCAUGUGUUGCUGUGUGGCUUGAUGAACACAAUAGAGUAGAGAUUAUUCACAAUGAUCAAGGCAACAGAACAACACCUUCUGUUGUUGCUUUCACUCAUGAUCAAAGAUUGAUCGGUGAUGCUGCUAAGAAUCAGGCUGCCACCAACGCACAAAACACUGUUUUUGAUGCUAAGAGGUUAAUUGGUAGGAGGUAUAGUGAUUCUAUUGUUCAAAAUGACAUAAAGUUGUGGCCAUUCAAGGUCAUUGCGGGUGUGAAUGACAAACCUGUGAUUACAGUUAAGUACAAGGGUCAAGAGAAGCAAUUUUGUGCUGAGGAAAUAUCAUCUAUGAUUCUGAAAAAGAUGAAAGAGGUUGCCGAGGCAUAUAUAGGGUCUCCUGUAAAAAAUGCUGUUGUUACUGUUCCUGCUUAUUUCAAUGAUUCUCAGCGAAAAGCCACCAUAGAUGCUGGUUCUAUUGCUGGCCUUAAUGUCAUCCGGAUAAUCAAUGAACCUACUGCGGCAGCUAUUGCAUAUGGCCUUGACAAGAGAAUUGAUGGUAAACGAAAUAUUUUUGUCUUUGAUCUUGGUGGUGGUACUUUUGAUGUAUCUAUUCUCACUAUUAAGGGCGAUGUCUUUGAAGUAAAAGCCACAGCUGGAAACACUCACCUUGGGGGAGAGGACUUUGAUAACAGAAUGGUGAACUACUUUGUAGAGGAGUUCAAAAAGAAGAAGAAUAAUGUGGACAUUAGUGGGAACCCAAAAUCAUUACGGAGGUUGAGAACUGCUUGCGAGAGGGCAAAAAGGACACUCUCUUUUGCUUUUGCCACCACUGUGGAGGUGGAUUCUUUAUGUAUGGGAAUCGACUUUUCUUCAUCAAUCACUCGUGCUAAAUUUGAGGAAAUUAAUAUGGACUUUUUCAAUGACUGUAUGACAAUUGUUGAUAGUUGUCUUAGGGAUUCAAAGAUAUGCAAGAGUGAUAUUGAUGAUGUUGUUCUUGUGGGUGGCUCAUCUAGGAUUCCAAAAGUGCAAGAUCUAUUGCUAGAAUUUUUCAAGGGGAAGGAGUUGUUCAUGCGUAUCAACCCAGAUGAAGCUGUUGCUUAUGGUGCAGCUGUUCAUGCGGCUAUUUUGAGUGAAGGCUUUAAGAAUGUACCUAAUUUGGUGCUACAAGAUGUUACCCCACUGUCACUUGGAAUUGGUAUCCAACAAGAUGUCAUGAGUGUGGUGAUUCCUAGAAACAGUUCCAUACCUGUCAAGAAGACACAAAGAUAUUCUAAAUUUGAUGCUUAUCGCAAUCCCAUUAUUAAUGUUUAUGAGGGAGAGAGAGCACGAGCUCCCGACAAUAAUCUGCUAGGUUCAUUUGUUCUUUCUUGUCUUCCAAAUGCUCCCCGUGGCACCCCGUUGGAGGUAUGCUUUUCUAUCAAUGAAAAUGGCAUCAUGACGGUUUAUGCUAAGGAAAUAUCUACUGGAAAUAUGAAUGAGAUCACCAUAACAAAUGACAAAGAAAGGUUGUCAAGAUUUGAUAUUAAAAGAAAGAUUGAAGAAGCUGAGACAUACCAUGUGGAAGACAUGAAAUUUUUAAAGAAGGCCAAGGUAAUGAGUGCAUUGGAUUCUUGUGUAUACAAUAUGAAGACUGCUUUACAGGAGAAGGAUGUUAAUCUUAUUCUCGCCCCUCAAGAAAUAGAGAAGAUCAACAAUGCAAUUACUUUCGCUAUGAAUUUGCUUGAUAAGAAUAACCUACAGGAAGAAAUAGAUGUUAUUGAGGGUCAUCUGAAUGAGUUGCAGAGCAUGUUGAAACCCCUUAUAGCCAAGACUAGACGUGCCGUAGGAAUAGACCUUGGAACGACAUAUUCAUGUGUUGCUGUGUGGCUGGAGGAAAAAAACAGAGUUGAGAUUAUUCACAAUGAUCAAGGAAACAAAACAACACCUUCUGUUGUUGCUUUCACUGAUGAUCAAAAGCUGAUUGGUGAUGCUGCUAAGAAUCAAUCGACGACCAACCCUGAAAACUCCGUCUUUGAUGCUAAGAGGUUAAUUGGUAGAAAGUUUAGUGAUUCGGUUGUUCAGAAAGACAUAAUGUUGUGGCCAUUUAAGGUCACUGCUGAUGUGAAUGACAAACCCAUGAUUACUGUGAAGUACAAGGGUCAAGAGAAACAAUUUUGUGCUGAGGAAAUAUCAUCUAUGGUCCUUACAACGAUGCGAAAAGUUGCAGAGACAUAUCUAAUGACACCUCGAAAAGCCACCAUAGAUGCUGGUGCCAUUGUAAGCUUUUCUAUCAAUGAAUAUGGCAUCUUAACCGUUUCUGCCAAGGAAAUAUCUACAGGAAAUACAAACGAGAUCACCAUAACAAAUGAAAAACAAAGAUUGUCAACAUGCGAAAUUAAAAAAAUUAUUGAAGAUGCUAAAAGAUACCGCGUCGAAGACAAGAAAUUUUUAAGGAUGGCCAAGGUAAGUAAUGAAUUGGAAGCUUGUGUUUACAAUAUGAAUAAGAUUUUAAAGAUGAAGGAGGUUAGUUUACAGCUCUCCCAUAAAGAAAGUGAAAAGAUUAUCAAUGCAAUCAUUGUGGCGACAAACUUGCUUCAUAUGAAUAACAAAGAGAAAGAAAUAGGUGUUCAUAAGUAUCAACUGAAGGAACUAGAGAAAAUGUUGAAACACCUUAAAGUUAAGGCAGGCAUUGAGAAGCCCAAAUUUUCUUUUUUAAGAUCUCUUAUUAACAGCUUGGAGGAUCUUGUUCUCCACAGUUAAUAAUCUUUUUUGGU